CGUUGUCGCCGUCGUCCGCGGUGUGUGCGCAUAGCUUUGUGCGAUCCGUCUAUUGGGCAGGACCCCCGACAACCCGUUGUAGCCCUAUAGUGUGCACGCGUAAUGAAACCACGGAAUCGGUAGCUUCCCAACGGACACAGAAUAAUAAUCAUCUUGGGACAGCAUGGCGAUGAUGUUCACCAGGGAGAGAGCCGGACGCAAUAGGGCAUACUGAACGCAAAGCGAUACAACGAUACAACGAUACUAGACCGAGGCCGAGAGGCUGCACACACACAAACACAACCGGUGAUCUGCGAGAUUACGAGUAUCCUGUAGUGCCGUCAACUAGAACGCCACCCCCUCCCCCCCUGUCUCCUGUUCCAGCGCAAAACCAGGCGUGUAAUUUGCGUGCCAAGCUUCAACUGCCAGUAGCGGAGUCAACAUGGGGAAACGGCAACGUAGCGACUACAAGGACGAGGGCGCAUCAUCGACCGAAUCGAACGAUGACUCGUUGAGCCCAUCGAAGAUGCUCGGUGGGGAAGUGUGCUCGCACAUUCAAAAAGGCAUCGAUCUACCGACGAUACGCAAGCAAAUAAAAACGCAAGGCUAUCGCAGCACCUGCAAAAUGUGCGAACAAAACCCUUCCACCAAAGGCAGCGAGUCAACCAACGUCAGCGCAACCAACGACGGGCCGGACUCGCCGGACAAUACGCUCUGGCUGUGCCUGAAGUGUGGCUCGCAACUGUGUGGCCGCAACCGGAACCAGCAUGCCCUGCUGCACUACCAGACCCCGCGCAGUGACAUGCACGCACUGGUGAUGAAUACGACCACGUUCGCCGUUUGGUGCUACUUCUGCAACCUACCGAUCGAACCGUACGCAAAGCCGAAGCUGCUGGAUAUUGUCGAGUUUGCCAAACGGGAAUCGCUGAAGGUGAGGACAGCGUCGCCGAUGGACAAGGCAACGAACGAGGCUACGAAUGAGCAGCUUCAAAUCACCACGGAAUCCGUGCGCAAGAUGAUGAUCGAUGCGAUACAUACUACGGUCCCGAUUGCCGAAAGCUGCAACGUCAACGAUGCAAAGCGGGUAGAUAAAAAGGGACCGGCGGGCUCGGAGGUAGGCAAAUCCCAGCUACAGAUAGUGCCGUACACGAACGACCAGCAUACAGCGAACAACACGGCUACGGCCACCACAGCCAACGGGCGGCCGGUUGGUGGGGUGGUGCAGCAAAAGAGCGCCCUGGAGGGCUUGCCCCGUGUCCGCGGCCUUGCCAAUUUGCGCAACACCUGCUUCUUCAAUGCAGUGCUGCAGUGUUUGGCGCGCACGCCCUACCUGCUACCGAUCCUGCAGCAGUCGGCCGUCGAGGGUGAGCGAGUGGUGAUACCGGGCGGUGUGCUACGGUUGACCGAUGGCACCGACACCGUACUGCCACCGAUCGAGGGCGAACUGGAUACGUGGCGCAGUCUGACCGAUGCGCUCGCCAGCUUGCUGACCGAGAUGACGUCCGGGGCGGAUGGUGUGCUGACGCCGAAACGCCUGCUACACGAGCUCACCAGCAAGUGGCCCCAGUUUGACGGCGGUGAUCAGCACGACUCGCACGAGCUGCUGCGCCAUCUGCUCGAGAGCGUCCGCACGGAUGAUCUGCGGCGUUAUCAGGUGUUAAUACUGCAGUCGCUCGGGCUGGACAAGCGCAAAAGCCAACAGAACGUCGACGAGACGCGCAAGGCGAUGGUAAAGUUCUACGGUGAGCAGAUAUCCCAGUGGGUGUUCCGGCCGGAGCAAGUGUUUCGUGGUUCGCUCGUGUCCACCCUCACCUGCCAGGAUUGCCACAAUACGUCGUCGCGCCACGAAUACUUUCUCGACAUUUCGCUGCCAGUGUGCGUGGAAAAACCGCAACCACCGGUACGGCGCAAGAGCAGUCCCGAGCCGCAAUCGCAGUCGCACCCGGAACAGUCCCAGUCGGCACCGGCGACUGGCGUGUCGUCGUCGGGUGCCACCAAGUUGAGCAGCAAACGCGAGCGGGAGCGAGAGAAGAAAGCGAAACGGAUGGCGAAACACCAGAAGAACCGGAUCAACCUGUCGUCCGUGGGGGCGUCACCCAUGUACUCCAGCCUAUCGGUGGCCAAGCAGGCCAACAGCCAAGCAGCCAGUGGAAAAGCGAACGAUGAUGAGGACGAGGAGGAUGAUGACGAUGGUGGCGGCAUGGGACGGAUCGUGCCUUUGACGGACGUGGCGGAACCCGCACCGUACACCGGUGCAACGGUAGCCGGGGAAGACGGUUGUCUGUCGUCCGACGGGUCGAACGAGCCUUCUGAUGCCGACGUGGAGGAUAACGACGUAACCGAUGAUCCACUGUCGAAGGGGGGAGCGACCCGACCGGCGAGUGUCGACCAGAACGGCAACCAUACGGUGGGCCGUGUGAUGGGGCCGGAGAAGCUCGAUGAUACGCCGGAAAACAGCAACAAAGAGCCGGAAACGAACGUAAUCUGUGCGAUCAGCAUGAGUGCAGAGCGUUCGGCGCAAAUUGCGAAACAACUGCACUGUCUCAAGGAAGCUGGUGGCCGGCCGGGCACCGAACACCCGUACGGCAGCGAGGCAGCAGAUUUGCUGGCUAAGCGGAAGGCGGCGGCUGGAGUGGUGGCAGGUCAGCGGCAGCGCCAGCGUACCAACAGCUACGCGGACUGGAGUAACACGAUCGCACCGCGGUACCAGUGCGAGGACGGCGAGUAUUCGGUGCAGUCGUGCUUCAACAACUUCACCGCAGUGGAGCUGAUGACGGGCAACAAUAAGGUGACGUGCGAUGCGUGCACCGAGCGUAUCAACGGCAAGGGUGGCAAGGAUGUGAAGACGAACGCGACAAAGCAGUAUCUGAUCUCGGUACCACCGGCCGUCCUGAUACUGCACCUGAAGCGCUUCCAGGCCGGGCUGCGCGGCAUGUCACGCAAGCUUACCAAACCGGUCGCCUUCCCGUUCGUGCUCGACAUCGCACCGUUCUGCGGAUCGAAGGUGAAGCGGGCGGCCCACAUACGUCCCGGGCAGAAGAAGAUCCUGUACGCACUGUACGGCAUCGUGGAGCAUUCGGGGUCGAUGCACGGUGGACAUUACGUGGCCUACGUGAAGGUGCGCCCCCCGUUCGGCUCGGACGAUGAACGGUGGAAGUUCAUACCGCAGGGCACGAAGGACGAGCUGGAUCGCCGAUCCGAGCAGGAGAUGGCGAAGGAGCAGGCGUUGCGGAUGGGAGUGUCCGGGCCGAUCGCCGGUUGCUGCCCUCCCGCACCGGACAGCGACGAUUCGGCGAGCUGCUGUUCCAACCUCGACGAUGAUGACGAUGCCUCUUCGUCCGAUCCAGAGAACCAGCCGGCAACGCAGCCGAACCGGCAGAGUGGAAAGGAGAAGGAGCAGGAAGAGGAAGAGGAAGGUGCGGUCGGCUAUCGAACGAAAAUGACGGCCACAGAUGUACACGCCGACAUUGCACCGCCACCGCCCGGCAAGUGGUAUCAUGUAUCCGAUAGCUUCGUGCGUGAAGUGAGCGAAGAUACGGUGGCAAAGGUACAGGCCUACCUGCUGUUCUAUGAGCGUAUAUUUUAAAGGUAAAUGUUUGAAUUUACCCGCGGCAACAGUUAGCAUUUGGUAGUAGUAGUCACUUGCUUGUCGUCGGACCGUACGAACAAGAAGAAUCGAAACGACUCCAGUAACCUGCAAUAGUGUGCUGUGCGCUUAUGCACCAGAUUGGUAUCGCAGCUCGAUUGGUCAUUUACACUCCGGACGGAUUGCAAUACACUCCUAGGGCGGGGGUGAAAUACUCCAUCCGGAAGUCAAUCUUUUUGCUCAGGUGCCACCAUAAUCGGUACGCGUCCAUUGUGCUAAUGUGCGGCGAAUAACAGUACGGGAUUUUGCAUCUCGUUGGCCUCAUUACGAUGGCUGCAGAAAACAAUGCCUCAACUCGGUCACCGGUAAUAGUGUAGAGAGGCCCCGGCCGGCGGUAUUUAAACGGUAAUCAGUGGAACGAUUCAGAGUGAGACGUGGCGUGCGCGCAAGGUGAGAGACCCACGCCGGAAGGCGCAACCAGGAAACGUGCAAUGUGUGAUCAUGUACAUACGAUACUAUUAAUCUACUUAAUUCAGCUUCUCCGAUACCGAUACCGUAACACAACAUGCCCAACUCAGCAUCAGCAUGGUUCAACAUCGUAAGCAGGUGCACGUUAUGUGCCGAGCCGCCCGCUGCACUAGCGUGAACAGUGGCCAGACAUACUAAUUGAAGCAUGUAAUCGGCAGGGAAACAGCACACGCUACAAACACUAUUUGAUUAAUUUUUUUUCGAUGGCUGGAAAAGAUCUAGAAUGCAAAGCAGGGAGCGCGCGAGAGAGAGAGAGAGAGGCUGAAUGCUCGGGUUUGGGGCGAAAGGAAACGUGCAUGUUACUAUGUGUUUAUUUUCUAUGCUAAAUUUACAAGAGGUCCAGUCGAAACUACCUCCUCUUAUGCUUACCAUUUGGUUGAAAGGUGAUUUGCUGCCUCGAACUGCAUUUCUUCUUUUUUCGUUUGUUUGGUAUUUAACUUUACGUCCUCUCUGUACGACUGGUGCGUUGUAGGGUACGAAUGUUUCUGAUUGUGGGAUGCCUUACUCCUUAGCAUUUAAGUUCGAAUCUAAAUACAUCGUGCGUGCGCUCUCUGCAUGAUUAUGGCUAACGAACGCAGCAUCCUUCGUCGAACUAGUGUAUAUCCUGUGAGCAAAUAAAUAGCCCAAAAGUUGAACACUGUC
This is a messenger RNA of Anopheles aquasalis, 4735 nucleotides long. RefSeq names its product ubiquitin specific protease 16/45 (gene Usp16-45). The record is from RefSeq and is a predicted model, not a curated record. Gene Ontology annotation, biological process: protein deubiquitination. Gene Ontology annotation, cellular component: cytosol; nucleus. NCBI's taxonomy places the organism in Eukaryota, Metazoa, Arthropoda, Insecta, Diptera, Culicidae. Gene Ontology annotation, molecular function: zinc ion binding; cysteine-type deubiquitinase activity.